Mesitornis unicolor (brown roatelo) is the source of this 2529-nucleotide messenger RNA. RefSeq names its product zinc finger FYVE domain-containing protein 16-like. The transcript has 5 exons. The record is from RefSeq and is a predicted model, not a curated record. Gene Ontology annotation, cellular component: early endosome membrane. NCBI's taxonomy places the organism in Eukaryota, Metazoa, Chordata, Aves, Mesitornithiformes, Mesitornithidae. The annotation marks the transcript as partial. Gene Ontology annotation, biological process: endosomal transport; protein targeting to lysosome. Gene Ontology annotation, molecular function: metal ion binding.
AUGGACAGUUACUUUAAAGCUGCAGUCUGUGACUUGGACAAACUGCUUGAUGAAUUUGAACAGAAUACAGAUGAAUAUGACUGCUACAGAACACCUCAAAAUUCCUAUGAGUCAAAUUCGCUUUCUUCAGUUCUGGAUUGCUUACAACACGUAUACCCAACACCAAAACAGCAAGAGGAUGCCAACAAUUGUACUUCAUCAAAAGAAAUCUCUCAAGCUAGCUACACUGGAACGAGGGAAGUGCUUCUGAGUUACUCACCACAAAAUGAGAAGAAUGUUGCUGGACCUGAUCUCUUGUCCACUGUGGACAGUGGUUCCUUGAAUGAAACUCAGGCUACAGAUGUGGGGAGAUGUAGUAUACCUGUGUGUGAUCUUGUUAAUGACACAGGUAACUUAAUCCAUGCAGCAGCUGCUCAUGAGGAUACUCAAAAGUUGCAGCCAGAUAAUUUCCAGUACAGUGACAGUUUGAUUGGCUUUGGCACAUCUUACAUACCUGUUCCUACCUGUGUGUCAUCAGCAGGUUGCAGCGGUGUUUCGAGUACAGAGCAGAGCGAUGGCAACUCAAUGCUGCAAGAUUCAAGACAUCUUAAAAUGGAGGAGAUUAAUAAUUUACAUUUAAAAUCAGACAGUUAUGCUACAGCGAAGAUCUCUGAUCCAUGUGAUGAUCAACACAGGACAGAAUCUAUAAAGUAUAGUGAAGUAUUUGAUCAGCUUGAACAAACAGCUUGCCUUAAUAUUACGUGUGUCCCUGUAACAUCACAGAUUUCAAAUGCAUACUGUCCCAAAGAUGAGAAAGCAUCUGAAAAAUUGACUUGUGAACCACACAAUGAAAGUGCAUGUUCUGCAGUAAGCAAAGAGAUGUAUGGAAGAAAUGCAACAGAAAAAGUCGGCUCAAAGGAUGAUAGUAAUGUUGAAUCCAUGCCUUCAGAUCUGCCAAAGAGGCCUCAAUUGCACAAAAGCCAUGCAGCAUUACCUGGAAAGUGUGUUUUACCAGGUUCUUCAUGUCAAACAGGAGCUAAAGUAGAAUUGGAAGAGACAGUCUCAGAAGAGAAUGUACAUAGUGAAGAACUUAAUAACAAUGAAAUACUGAACAGUGUUUCAACUUCACGUAUUACAGUUGAGGAUGUUCAGACCUCACUGUCAUGUCUUCCUGUAUCUAUCUGUGGUUCAUUAGCUGUAACAGAAGAAAAACUUAAUCCUCUACCUCAAAAUGAAAUGGUGGAGGUUAUUAGUGAUACUUUAACUGUUCAUGCUGGAAAGUCUAAAACUGAUCUGUCCAGUAGGGAAUCCUGUGAAAACGUUGACUUGCAUGGACAGGAAGGAUAUAUAGCUAAAAUCAAUGAAAGUAUUGUGGAAAAAAGUACAGAUGGCGAGAAGUAUGAUACUGAGAAUGUAAUUGGUGACAGUGAUUCUCAGCAAAUCAAAGCUUUUGCUUCUGCUUUUCUAGAAUAUGAAGCUGAGCCAUAUGGUUGUGAUACAGACUCUUAUUACAAUGAAAGCAUGAGCCCAGUUAUGGCUGACUUUUCUGUUGAGGAGAAUGUUAUUAAAAGUGAUACUCUAAUAAGUGAUGCUGAGCUUGAUGAUUUCUUGUAUGGACAAAGUCUUCAGUCCAAUGUGUUGAAGUCUUCAGAUAAUGAUAGUAACUUAACAGAAGCUGAUGCAGAUGAAGGGAAUUUAACAAAUGUGAACAACCUGGAUUUUACAGAGAUCACUGAAGAACAUACGCAAGCAAAACUGGAGGAGAUAACUAGCAUUAAUAGUAAAGUAUCUCUUACUGCCAAUGAGUCAGAAUCUGCAACAGAAGAGAAUAUGUCUCUUAGUCAAAACAGGACUGAGAGUGGUAAUGAAGCACUAGUUUCUAAUGUUUGUGUUGAAGUUGUAAGACCAAAGCAGUUUCUUCGCCUUUCCCAAGAAGAUGUUCAGAGACACCUGAAUAGAACAGAUACAUUUGAGAGACAAAACCAGGAAGAGAGUUCUGCUACUCCAGUAGCUCUCUCAGGGAAACAACCAUUGUGGGUUCCUGAUUCAGAGGCACCAAACUGCAUGAACUGCCAAGUCAAGUUCACGUUUACAAAAAGACGUCACCACUGUCGUGCAUGUGGAAAGGUGUUUUGUGGUGGUUGUUGCAGGCGGAAGUGCAAACUACAAUACAUGGAAAAGGAAGCAAGAGUCUGUACUGGCUGUUAUGAUGAUAUUAAUAAAGCACAGGCAUUUGAAAGGAUGAUGAGUCCCACUGGUCCUGUCCCCAGUUCCAAUGUCUCAUCUGAGCAUUGUGCUAGUCCACCUCUGGAGACAGCCCUCAUAUCUGGUGAUGCUAGCUCUCCUUCAGAUUCUGCAUCGUUACCUGUCUCAGUACUUAAACAACCUGGUAUUGAAGGACUGUGCCCCAAAGAACAGAGGAGAGUCUGGUUUGCAGAUGGUAUUUUGCCAAAUGGUGAAGUGGCAGAUACAGCGAAACUUUCAUCUGGAGCAAAGAGGUCAUCACAGGACCUAAGUCCUGUAAACCCUGGCUUGCCAGAGGUAGAUACG